AUGAUUUUUAAAGCUUGCCAGGGGUUCUAUGAAUAUAACUAUCCAACUAAUAAUCAAAUCCAACAUCUUCAUAUGCCACAAUUAUUUUCACACAAUCCCAACACAUCACUUUCUAACUACAAUAAUUCUAACUCUUCACCUUUUACAUACGAUCCUAGCCCUAUACCUUCUAGCUACAUUCCUAGUCCUUCGUCUUCUACAAAUAAUCCUAGCCCUAUACCUUCUAUCUACAUUCCUAGUCCUUUGUGUUCCACACAUAAUGGUAGCCCUAUACCUUCUAUUUAUAUUCCUAGUCCUUUGCUUUCUACAAACAAUCCUAGCCCUUCGCCUCCUACUUACAAUACUAACUCUUCCUAUACUCAGAAUGUCUAUGAUCUAAGUUACAAUUAG
This is a messenger RNA of Macrosiphum euphorbiae (potato aphid), 390 nucleotides long. The record is from the annotation of a GenBank genome assembly. Lineage: Eukaryota; Metazoa; Arthropoda; Insecta; Hemiptera; Aphididae.